CAGUCUCACGUGUGCGUUUUCACACCGGCCUCGAGCUCGACUCAGCCAAUCAGGAGUGUUCACCUGAGCUCAACGUCGCACCGAAGUUUAUCUCUCUGCGUGUGUCUCAGCGUGUUGACGAGAAGAAUACCGUGAAACAACAAUGGGGAGGCUGAAUUUUUACGUGCUUUGGUCCCUGCGUGACGCUCCUCGCCAGUUUAUUAGCAAAUCCAACCGAAGGUGCUUUCAAGUCCACAUCCCACUACCUCUUCCCAAACACCUGGUCAUCUUUGGUCUUGGAGAUUGGAAAUCCAGUGAUAUGACAAUAUCAGUAGAUGUUCUGGUCAGUGCAGAAGUGCCGGUCCAGAACAUAGGGACCAUGUCAGCACAAGCAAGGUGUCUUGCCUGGGAAGGUGACUGGAGCACUGACAUUGUCACAGUGGCAGCAGAGAGAGGCAGGAGAGGAGUUUAUGGCAAGAUUGUGCUCACAAUGUGCGGAGAGCCACAGGAUGAAGCCAGUGUCUUCAGCAGCACUCCCCUGGUUCAAAGGAAAUGUCUGUUCCCAGAUCAGCACAACGCCACCGAUCUCUCUUGCACAUUACCCGAAGGUGCUGGAAAUGAAACGAUAACGACCAACUCCUCCCAGUUGGGUGACAGCGUUUGCUUUGCCGAGAUCCAAGUUAAUAAAAUUGACACCACUGAUUACACUGUGGAAAAUAGGCCCCCAGUUUGGCCUACGAACAAGACACCCAGGCGGACAGUCAUUAGUAAGAGAGGCCACCUGACAUGGAGCUCUGAGGACAUGGACAGCCUAGCAGAGGACAUAGACCAGGCUUCCACCCCAAAGAAAAGGAGGCUGUCCAGGAGGGACAGCCAAGAAGAAAUGGCUGUGCAGAUAAAGAAUGAGAACAGACAAGUUUCAGUGUGUCCAUCAAAGCGUUGGAGCCACACGAUGUGUCUGAGUGACCCUGAUACGGCCAUCCUCAUCGGAGGGGAGACAGAUGAUCAAAAUUACUGCAAGGACUCCCUGUGGAAGCUGGAGUUAGACAAUGACUUCUGGUUUCCCAUGAACUCUGCUGCUUCUGGACCUGUACCACCAUGCGCCCGAGGACAUUCUGCAUCCUAUGACCCAGACUCCAAGUCUGUCUUCGUGUACGGUGGCCUGCGAGAGGGUCAGCGCUAUAGUGAGCUGUAUAUACUCAAUACUCUGACCUGGAAGUGGAAGCUUGUCACUGCGAAAGGAAAUGUUCCAAAUUUGGCCUAUCAUUCUGCAGCCUUUUAUAAGAAAGAGCUUUUUGUCUUUGGUGGAGUUGAGCCGAGUCAUUCCUCUGGAGAUAAAUCCUGCAGCAAUGCUCUGUACAUCUUUAAUCCAGAGUUUGAACUCUGGUACCAGCCGAUCGUGGAGGGGGACAGACCUCUACCUCGAUUUGGACACUCUGCCACAUUGAUGUCACAGAAGUUGAUCAUAUUUGGUGGAAGGAAGACCGCUACCUACCUUAAUGAUCUCCACAUUCUAGAUCUGGGAUUCAUGGAGUACACAGCUGUGAAGUGUGGGAACAUGCCACCGCUGCCUCGAGGGUUUCAUGCAGCUCUACCAGUUUCAGACAACAGGAUUUUAGUCUAUGGAGGUUGCAGUGCAAUCGGAGCCCUGCAGGACCUACAUGUUUUCAAUACUGACACUAACAUGUGGAGCUCAGUAGCAUCUCCUCUGCUUUGCUCCAAGCCUCGUGCAGGACACAGCAUGAUCAGUCUGGGCUGCUCCAUCGUAAUAGACGCUGAGAAGCACGGGCAGAGCGAAAAUGUCGGUGUCCACUGCUCAUUGCUGGUGUUUGGUGGGUCAGACUGCUCCGGCGCUUUCUACAACGACACAGUCAAGUGCACAGUGGAGAUUCCUGGUGACAAGUGAUGGAUUCAUUAGGGAGGAACAUUUUUAAACAGCUGAGGUGUUGUGGUCUGUGCUGUGAUGCUUCUGUGAUAGAAGAAUGACGGCACCUCUAAGUGUAUCUGUGACAGUUAUAUUUGUAUUUGGUUGUUUUAUCUUUAUGUGUUAUAGUAUCUGCAUGAUGCAUUCUGCAGAUAGCUUCCUUUUUAUUCCUUUUCCUCUGUUUAACGUUUGUCCAUAUUUCCUCCAAGCAGACUAUGCUGCAAGCAGUGAGCUGAGUGGUUUUGCACGUUUGCAUAACAAAUCUCUGGUCUGCAUGUUUUCACACAUUACUUUAUGUCCUUUACCUUGUCCCCACAUCAUCAGUAUGUAUUAAGGUAAAAUGUUUGACUGGGUUAAAAAGUCAAAAUGCUAAUAAAUAUUUUUAACUCAAA
Messenger RNA from Larimichthys crocea (large yellow croaker), 2295 nucleotides. Its product is annotated as acyl-CoA-binding domain-containing protein 4. Lineage: Eukaryota; Metazoa; Chordata; Actinopteri; Sciaenidae. Gene Ontology annotation, molecular function: protein binding. Bases 143 to 1885 code for a protein of 580 amino acids. The record is from RefSeq and is a predicted model, not a curated record. The transcript is spliced from 13 exons.